Molecule: messenger RNA, 1437 nt
Organism: Puntigrus tetrazona (Sumatra barb)
Lineage: Eukaryota; Metazoa; Chordata; Actinopteri; Cypriniformes; Cyprinidae
Gene: hs3st1
Product: heparan sulfate (glucosamine) 3-O-sulfotransferase 1
Exons: 2
Coding region: 217-1083 (288 amino acids)
Molecular function (GO): [heparan sulfate]-glucosamine 3-sulfotransferase activity
Source: RefSeq, a predicted model, not a curated record
UAUGCGAGCGAAAUGCGCGUGCACGUGAACGCGUGAGGAAACUUUCACUGUGCGUGUGUGUGUGUGUGUGUGUAUAUAUACAUCUAUAUAUACGUGUGUGUGUGUGUGUGUGUGUGUUCGCGGAGGACUCAGAUGCUGCGUGUUUUCCUCGUAAGAAGUCUCUCGUCAUGGAUCUGAUCGACAGAGGUGUGUGAGUGUUCCCCGUCACUUGUUUUGAUGGCCGUGGUUCUCGUCGCUCUGCAGCUCUUCUUCUUCUCCCGAUCCCUGGCGCUCGUCUCCUUGCACGAUCAUGACCCGCCCACCAACGCCUCGCAGCGUCUUCCCGACGUCGUCAUCGUCGGCGUGAGGAAGGGCGGGACCCGCGCUCUCCUCCAGAUGCUGAGUCUCCACGGCGACGUGGCGGCGGCGCAGAGCGAGGUCCACUUCUUCGACUGGGACGCUCACUACCGGCGCGGCGAGGACUGGUACGUCUCUCAGAUGCCGCUCGCCCGGCCGGGUCAGCUGACGGUGGAGAAAACCCCGGCGUACUUCACCUCCGAGCGCGUUCCCCAACGAAUCCGGCAGAUGAUGCCCGACGCGCGACUGCUGCUGAUCGUCCGCGAGCCGACCGAGCGACUGCUCUCCGAUUACACGCAAGUCUUCCACAACCGCCUGGAGAAACGCAAGCGGCCGCAGACGCUGGAGACGCUGCUGCUGCGCGACGGAGAGCUCAACCUGGACUAUAAAGCCUUGAACCGCAGCCUGUAUCACGUCCACAUGCGGCGCUGGCUCGACGUGUUUCCCAGGAGCCGCGUUCAUCUCGUAGACGGAGACGCGCUGAUACGAAACCCUCUCGCGGAGAUGAAGAAGGUGGAGGAGUUCCUUCAGCUGGAGCCGCAGAUAAACGCCUCCAACUUCUACUUCAACCGCACCAAGGGUUUUUUCUGUUUGCGCGACCGCCGGCGCGAGCGAUGCCUGCACGGCUCUAAAGGCCGCAAACAUCCGCGCGUCGCUCCGGAGAUCCUGCGCAAGCUCUACGACUUCUUUCACGAGCCCAACCUGAGGUUCUUCGAGAUGGUGGGAAGAACGUUCGACUGGAAGUGAGACGCGGCGGAGUCUCUCCUGAAGUAACUGGAUCACGAGAAACCCUUAAUGUGACCGACUCUGUUCGUUGAUGAUUAUGAAGGCUUUGACGAAUCGCUCGCAGUAAGAUCUGAAAUGAGUGGAAGUCGUCUUUAGAGCCGUUUAAAAAACGUAUAUUUAGAUAUCUGGACAUAUGCAUGUGAGACACCGUUCUCUGCGUGACCGUAAAGAGCAGCGCUGCUAGGUUUAUGAAAGCGUGUGUCUUUUAUAUAAACUCGUGUCACAGCAAACAGCCUCAUUCAUUUCUUGACCGCUUGUAUAUUACCAUUUUUUAUAUGAAGGAAUCAUUCAGUAAUAAAGAUAUUUUUUCUACGA